AAUUCACACUCGUUGCUGUGCUUCUGUGUGUUGGAGGUGUUCUUUAAUCAGUAAACCAGAAGGGUGAAGAAGACGAACAGAGCAAAAACUAAGAAUGGAUGGACUGAGGAAGCUAGAAAAUGUACAGAAAAUUAUACAAAUGAUGGAGUCUCACGGUAUCGUUAGUUCUUCUAGCAACACCCAUAAUGCCAGCUCUCUUCGUUUUCUUGCUGAUGUAGUCCUUCUUUUGGUAUCGCGAUGCUGUGAACUUGACAUUGGUGCCAAGUGCCAAUUGAUUAUUGACCAUGUGCCAAAGUUUUCACAUGCUUUCCUUGAGGAAGCAUUGCAGUGUGCUAGUGAGCAAGGUGUUGAACAAAUGGAAAAUACCGGUCCACUUGAUUGUGGUGAUAAGAUUAUACCGGAUCCAUCUAAAAUGGGAUCCGAAGAUAUGCCAAUGAUUGGACUUGAUGCUAUGCAACGAGCUAAUUCUACAUUAGAAGAUUUUUGCAGGUCUUAUUUUAUGUUUCACAAAAUGGAUCCUCACCAACCUCAGUCUAUGUUCAGAUACCUACCAAUACUUUCAUUUACUGAAAGUUACAUUUAUCAGUUGGAUAAUUUAAAUGAGAAACUGCUGCAGCCAUCAGUGAGGAAGGUUCAAUUGUCAUAUCGUGAAUACAGUGUGGAAGAAAGCUGGGAGCUUACAUAUGUGAGAAUGAUGACCAAUGAUCCGUUUAGACCUCUUUCUAUUUUACUUCAGCAGCAUGGGCUUUUGACAGACAGGGUAAGAGAAGAGUUUAGUAGUGGAACAGAAUAUUGGUCUCUGGAGAGAAAGCUGUGUCAUGCACUUGGGAGUAAACAAGAGAUUUCAGUUGAAGAUGUCAUGAAGGCAAUUCAUCUGAAGUCCUUUGAUUACCGGGUGCUGAAUCUUCUGUUGUAUCAACUGAGAGAUGAAAAGGUCAAUGAUAUGCAUAUGGAAUUUUUGACAAUAUCGGAGUUCCUUGUGGAGAUAUCCGAUGACUUGUUUGAUUAUGAGGACGAUGUACUAGAGAAUAGUUUCAAUAUUCUGCGCAUGUUCAACGGAAUUUAUGGGGCUUCUGCAGCACCAACCAUGCUGGCAAAUGUUAUAACUGAAGCUGAAGAGAAGUAUGAUAGUCUUUUGAAAGCUCUUGAUCCCGAGCUCUCUCUGAAGUAUCAGAAGAGAUGUGAAGAAGCUACUAAAGAAGGCGGGAAAACGUCAGGUCCAUCUCUUGGAACAUGGAGUAUACCUUCUGUUAUUGAAGACGAGGAACUAUAUCGAUCUGAUGUUUUGAAUUCGAAGCCAUCACAGAAUACUCGACAACAUUCAAGCCCUACCAGCCAGAAACCACUAAAAUGGCAGCUGAAACAAUGUAAAUCUGCAUAAACGAAAACAAAAAAAGACGAUCUGGAGGUUAGCAUCUAAUCCUCCCCAUCUACCAUCAUAGAAGCCUCCCUAUUUGUCUCUUGAUCCCUCAUUCCACUCGAAGAGGGGCUCGCGUCUGAUUAGCUAGCUGGGUAGUAUUAUUCAAGAUUGUUACUUUAUGUUCUACUUCUAAACAACAACAAACCUAGUGUAAUCCUACGAGUGACUUAUGUUCUACAACUCUUUAUCAAAAAAGAAAAAAACACUAUGUCAUUUCUUCCUCCCUUCUGCCUAAGCCUUGGCGACGGAGUCACCAAGUACCUGUAACAUGUACCCGGUAGAAUAGUCAAGGUGCACGACAAGCUGACCAAGACACCACCAUCUGAAGAAAAAAAGAUUACAUUUAUUGAUCAAAAAAGGUGAAAAAAGAUUGCUACUUCAUGUUCUAAAACUAGGAGUUAUGGUAUUUUGAACAUUUUUUCUUUUUAAGGGUUGUUUUCUUGCACUGUUGUACAUUACUUAUUUCGUUGUGGUGGACACAGAUUAUGGUACAAGGUUACAAAAUGCUUUGUCAUGGUUUCUUCACUUCCGGUAUUUCUGACCUGUUUUGAUAUGCAUUUUCUCUAUCGGAAA
Solanum stenotomum is the source of this 1993-nucleotide messenger RNA. RefSeq lists its product as uncharacterized. The record is from RefSeq and is a predicted model, not a curated record. The coding region runs from base 95 to 1381 and encodes 428 amino acids. The transcript is spliced from 14 exons. Lineage: Eukaryota; Viridiplantae; Streptophyta; Magnoliopsida; Solanales; Solanaceae.